Bradysia coprophila is the source of this 1631-nucleotide messenger RNA. RefSeq names its product ntrilase and fragile histidine triad fusion protein NitFhit (gene NitFhit). The record is from RefSeq and is a predicted model, not a curated record. NCBI's taxonomy places the organism in Eukaryota, Metazoa, Arthropoda, Insecta, Diptera, Sciaridae. Gene Ontology annotation, molecular function: hydrolase activity, acting on carbon-nitrogen (but not peptide) bonds, in linear amides; bis(5'-adenosyl)-triphosphatase activity. Gene Ontology annotation, biological process: nucleobase-containing compound metabolic process.
UUGACAAGUUGUUGAAGGAAAACACCGACGUGAUUAAGCUGACUCUUAUUUACAAAAGUGAAAUAAGUAAAUAAAGCGAAAGAUUUUCUCAUCACAAGUGUCGAUCGGCGUAAGUUGAUUAACAUAAAAUAUUUGCACAGAAAUAGUAGUACUAUCGGUGGUAGUCCCGUACAUUGAAGUGAAGAAAUGUUUAUUUGCCGCAAAUACAUUGGACAAAGUGCGUGCAAAAGAUUGACAAUAAUCAGAAGAAUGUCAACGGAAGCGAAUAGUAAAUCAAACCGCAUUGCGAUAUGCCACAUGCGAUCAACCAAUGACCCUGAAAAGAAUCGGUCACAAGUAACCGAUAUUGUGCAGAAGGCAAAGGAGCUGAAUGCUAAUUUUAUAUUUUUACCAGAAUGCUGUGACUAUGUGGGUGGAAAUGUACCUGAAACGCUAAAAUUAUCUCAGACAAUCGAUGGCGACACGAUGUCAUACUACAAGAAUUUAUCGAAAUCGAAUAAAGUCUGGCUGUCCAUUGGUGGAUUCCAUGAGAAGGUCCCGAAAACGAAUGACUCCGAAAGUGACAAAAUCUUCAAUUCACACGUGAUUGUAAACGAUGAGGGCGGAAUCGUUGGUAACUACAGAAAACUCCAUUUAUUUGAUGUCGACACUCCGGAAUUUAAAUUUCGUGAAUCGAAGAUUGUUGAAGGAGGGCGCUCCAUUUUAGCACCAAUUCCAUCGCCCAUUGGUAAUGUCGGUGUCAUGAUAUGUUACGACCUUCGAUUCCCCGAAUUGAGCACACUACUGCGUAAACAAGGUGCUGAGAUCUUAACAUAUCCUUCCGCAUUUGCAUACACAACCGGUGAAGCGCAUUGGGAAACUUUACUCAGGGCACGUGCCAUCGAAAAUCAAUGCUUUGUCGUAGCAUCCGCACAAAUUGGAUACCACAACGAGAAGAGACGAAGUUAUGGAAAUGCAAUGGUCGUCAACCCUUGGGGUAAAAUCAUAGCCAAAUGCGAUAAUGACAAAGACGUAGACGUCGCUGUCGCUGACAUUGAUCUGCAAGUUGCGGUUAAAGUUCGUCAAAAUAUGCCUUGCUUGGAGCAUCGUCGCAAUGACAUAUAUUCGUUGUCUGUGAUGCCGGAGAAAUUCCAACCAUCGACAACGGAUUUUGUAUUCGAAAAGUAUCCCAUUCCCGUUGGAACCAUUUUCUAUCAGUCGAACCACAGUUUGGCUUUCACAAACAUUCGCUGCGUUGUACCCGGACAUGUCCUAGUCGCCUCCCGACGACCGGCCAACCGUCUUAAAGACCUUACACCGGAAGAAGUGACUGACUUUUUUCGUACAGUUUGUCUGGUUCAAAAAAUGUCGGAGAGUUAUCAUCAAACAUGCUCGGCUACUGUUACUGUACAGGAUGGAGAGUUUGCUGGACAAACUGUGAAACACCUUCAUUGCCAUAUAAUGCCCAGACGUAAGGGUGAUUUUAAGUUUAAUGACGAAAUUUAUGUGAAAUUGGCUCAGCACGAUGCACAUAACCAGGAUCCAUCCACGCGUCGAAGUAACGAAGAAAUGUGUGCGGAAGCGUCGGAGUACCGUAAAUUAUUUGCUUCAAAGAACUUUGACUGAUCGAAUAAAUUGCUUUCGACGAAUAU